AUGUCUAGUCCAGAGCAUCUCACAGUGAAGAAGACGUCAUCUGCUCAGGAGUCAGCCAGGAGACAGAAGGAAUCUUGGGCUGCAAGAUUAUCUUCCACAUUUGCCUCGCCUCCCUCCGUUGAGAAGAUGAGAUCAGGUGAAAAACUAACAACCAACUUGAGAUCCAGUGCUACACCUCUCCGUUCUCUGUCCAUCUCUCCAAUUGAAGCCGACUCUCAUCCACUACAGCCUCUCACUUCUCUCAAAGAAAUGCAGGCCUUGUCUCUCUAUAAAACCCCAGGAAAUAAAGGUGCUCUGAAACUGCCUUCUCACUCCAUAACACCUGUUUCCACAACCUCAAGGGGCUCUAAGCGGAAUCCACCUGCUGCACAGGUUGAGCUGAGUCCAGUUCACUCAUUACUGAUCCCAACUCAACCCCUGGAGAAAUCCACCCUGCCCUCCCCACACAUCCCUCCAGACCUCCAGGAGGAGCAGAGAGGUGUGAUGAACAAAACCAGCCCAACAUCUUUUGAAAGAAGGUCUGUCAUUUCUGUGACAAUGAGCCAAUCCUCUCGCAUAUCUGUGAGCAACAUGGCCCUGAUGUGCACUGAACUAGAGAAAACACCCGCAUGCCAGAAAGGAAGUAAGGUUGAGAGACUAGAAUUUAAGUCAGGUCCAACAGCCGUCCACAAGCAUCUUGCCCUGAGCUACUCCGCUAGUCUUUCAGAGAGAGAUGAGGACAGUGAGGAGGACAAAGAGAAUAAGGCUCCUUCUCCCUCACAGCUAGCUCUGAAAAUGAAGCCCAGGAAGCUGUUUGGGCCUACUAAUAAAUCCUUCACUCCUAGUAAGGGCCCCAAUGUUAAACUGCUGAUGAAGGAUCAGAGCAGCUCAGAGGAAGAAGAGGAGGACAUAGUCACAGAGAACAGGAGAAGAAAGAGAAGUUACCAGAAAGGCCUGAAUAAAAGGGCCAAGGAAACAAUAAUAUCCACCGAGGAAGUGGAGACACUGUCAUCUUGUACGAAGUCCAGUUGCAGGCAUGCCAGUGUGGAGGCAGACAUCGAUGUGACCCAGCCUGCUCAGCAGGUGGGCUUUAUCUGCCAUCAGUUCAGCUCAGAGUUUAAGAGGAAGAUCAAGAAUCUCUGCAGGACAAUGGAUCUUUACACCAGGCAGACUUUGAAGACCUUACAGCAGCACAUGUCCUCCGUCAGUGUCCAAGUACACCAGUACAGUAGUAGUCAGAGGCUAGAGAAAGUUAAACAAGUCCUGGUGCGUGAAAUAGCAAACCUGGAGCAAGAUGACAUUGUUUUGAGAAGCAUGGAGGAGGAAUUGAUGAUGUCUUUGAUGAAGAAGAACAUGAAGUCAGUUCAGGAGCGUUUCUUCAAAGAAAUGCACGAGGAAGAGUUGACGAGUGUGAGAAGAGGACUGCAAUCCUUGUUCUUCCCUGAUACAUCGAGGUUCUGACCUGAGGGAAAAAAAAUCUGCCAUUUGAAAAUCACUUUAAGCUACUCCUAAAAUGUGUUUGUAUGCUUGGAUAUCAUUAAUGUUAUGUUCUUUUAAAUUUUUCCUACUCAAAA
Molecule: messenger RNA, 1553 nt
Organism: Sinocyclocheilus anshuiensis
Lineage: Eukaryota; Metazoa; Chordata; Actinopteri; Cypriniformes; Cyprinidae
Exons: 11
Coding region: 1-1440 (479 amino acids)
Biological process (GO): male meiotic nuclear division; female meiotic nuclear division; mitotic G1 phase
Cellular component (GO): lateral element; condensed chromosome, centromeric region
Source: RefSeq, a predicted model, not a curated record